CACCAACCGGACCACGUCUCGCCUCGCCUCGUCUCUUCUUUCUCUGUUUUAUUUAUUGUUAGAAGAAGAGGACUCUCCUUCACUGCCUCAUCUUUUUCCUCCCCGGCACAAAUUUCUACCACAAAACAUAUGCGUUUCUUGCCGUAUCUUUCUGCAUCGUAUCAUAGAAACUAGUUAAUCCUCACAUUUUUUUGGAAAUCGAGGGGUACUAGUUUCUAUUUUAGUGAUACAUGAAGAACAGAUCAGAUCAGGACCUCUGCGAGGGAUGCUAGUUUCCACCUCUUCUGACAUGCAGCAAGCUCUAUGAACAACAGAUCUUGAUCCAUUUUCUUCUCGAUUUACUUUAAAUGGGCAUAUUAAGCUUUACUCCCCUCUUCAGCUUUACUUGUUUCUCCAUGGCAGCAAGCUCUACCACACAGAGUAUUAUGCAUCUACCAGACCAAGAUCCCAUCGAUUCGAAGUUGAUUGCCCAAUUUGCAGGUGUGGCUAAUGGCGUGCAUGGCUGCUUUUGCAUCUCCUGGUGCAAGGUCGAGCAGAAGGAUCUCGUCAUCAUUCACAUGAGAUUCAUAGAGGUGUUGACGACAUGCGUCCUCUUCAGGACACCCUGCGCACCAGGUGCGGGGCCUCGAUGGAGUACCCCGACCUCCCCGACUCACUCUAUGAUCGCCCGCCCCCGUACCUCGUCGUCAAGUUCACGCUAAGGAAAAAGGUCAACCAGAAGUUCCGUAAAAACCGCCAAUGCCGUAAGCUCAUUCGCGCCGCCGCCGCCGCCGCAGCUGCCGCCGCCGCCUUUGGUGUGCCUUCUGAUGAGGAUGAGGAUGCUAUAGGCGAGGACCUAUUUGUCUUGGCUUUUGGUCAGAAUGCUUUUGCAUUUUUUGAUGAUGCUGUGGAAGAGGAGGCUGGAGUUGGUGCAGAGGAAGUCGCUGAUUUGUUCCAGGACUUGCUCGAAGAGAAGACAUACAGUGAGGCUGAAGAUGGUGAGUCCGACAAGUAGACGAAUGGCCACCUGUGAAGUUUUGCUAUAUCCUCUAGAUGAAGUCCUUCCCAGUAGACCUCCAAUGUGUCAACUCUUGCCUUAGCCAGUCGGCUGUUUAUUGAACAGUUGGUGAUACUGUUAUGUAGUGUGUACUGGUGGUGUGUACUCGUUAUCUCUGCUUGUUCACUCUGGUAGCGUGUACUUACUCUGUGCUGGGUAGACUCUGGUGGUAUACUCGUGGUUUAUGCCGGUUGACUCUGGUGAAGAUUUGCUUUAUUUGUUGCA
Molecule: messenger RNA, 1261 nt
Organism: Triticum urartu
Lineage: Eukaryota; Viridiplantae; Streptophyta; Magnoliopsida; Poales; Poaceae
Source: RefSeq, a predicted model, not a curated record